Candidula unifasciata is the source of this 1452-nucleotide messenger RNA. NCBI's taxonomy places the organism in Eukaryota, Metazoa, Mollusca, Gastropoda, Stylommatophora, Geomitridae. The record is from the annotation of a GenBank genome assembly.
AUGAGUCUAAACGUUGACCUGGCGGGUACGUACCUGGAAAUAGACCAGCUUUCCACGCCAAUGAGCCCUAAUGUGACCCAAGUAAACGGCCACCUGGGACGAUGUGAUACCAACGGGACCAACGAGUAUGAAGCCUUUUAUAACAUGGCGCAGUUUGUGUCUGGACUAAUUAUUUACCCCAUCUUGUGUAUCACGGGGAUUCUGGGAAAUACGCUGUCUUUGAUCGUUCUCAGUCAUAAGGAUAUGGCCACGUCGACAAAUAUAUACCUAUUAGGUAAGUUAUCUAUGUGGGUAAUGUACGGUCUCAUUUUAGUUUGUGUAGCGAUUUACAAACCCUGUAUAAAUGCGACAUCAUUUCUCUAUCCACAGGUGUCAGUUUGUGUCACAGCCUGGCUGACCGUUGCUGUGUCGAUGGAUCGAUACAUCUCUGUCUGCUAUCCUUCCACAUCAAAGACGUUAUGUACGAUACCCAAGGCUCGGACGGUGGUGGUAUCUGUAUUCUUCAUCAUGAUCCUCAUAUCGAUACCUUCAGGAUUCCGUUACCGUCUGCAAACGUUCAAUGAUACACACAACAACGUUACUUGCAUGGAACUUGUUGUGACCGAGCUCGGAAGAAACAAGGAAUUCAUGCUUCCUUACACAUGGAUCCAUAAUUUUCUUCGAGGAAUCAUCCCCGUUUUCAUCCUCGUAUUCUUAAAUGCCAGAAUUAUUAAUGUUCUUCGGAAAGAACGAGUCAAGGGGAAGAAAUUCAGUUCUCGAAAUCGAAUUACUUUAAUGCUUAUCGCCAUGGUUGUUGUUUUCAUCGUGUGCAUUACACCGGACGCUAUCAUGUCCACUUUCUUUGGAAAAGGUUAUGUCGAGGAAGACUUCCUAGUCAAAGGGAUACGUGAGAUAACGGACAGCCUUGUGGCCUUGAAUUCAGCGAUUAAUUUCAUUCUCUACUGCUCGCUUAGCAUCUUGUUCAGAAACACAUUCAUGCGGGUGUUUUUUGGCAGACGAUAUGUGAAAAUGGGCGGUAAUUCUAGCCGACAAGUGAGUAGAGAUGGCACAACUACACACUCGUUAAAACGAAUCGGGCGUAAUUCGGAAAGGAAACGUAAGUCCAGCUGUGAAAAAUAUCCCCGAAGUAGGCAAAAAAAUUCGAUUUCUCAAAUAGACUUCUGCUAUUUUGAAGGUAACUCGGAUGAAAAUUCGCCUAAGUCAGAGGUCAUCACAAACGGAUAUAAUAAAAGCAGUGCAGAAGGAAAGUUAUCAAACUUGGUAUACGAGGACAACAGCAACAGUGCCCACCUUCCACUGGUUACAGAAAGAAACGCUAAUGAUUCUAGGAUGACGUUUUCUGUUUAUACAGGACCAAUAGACAUGGUCAAAUUUCCUUGGGAGACUAAUGAUUCUAAGGCGCGUGUGAGUGUCUCACAGGAGAGCGCUGAGUCUGAAGGAAUACAAUUAUAG